UUGGCAUAUAACAUCGACGCGUCCCGUAAUUCAUUGACUGGACUACAUGCUACAGCGGCUCGUUAACUAUAAUCAUGCCGGAAAACGCUUUGAACAUCGACGCGUUGCCUCCGGGCACGCAGCGCAUCAAUGACUUACAAGCCACCCAUAUGAUUCUGGCUCCUCAGCCAAGUUCAGACCCCAAUCAGCCACUGAACUGGAGUCCUUGGCGAAAGACACUCCAUAUGAUAUUGCUUUCACUUUAUUCCAUGAUGAUGUUCGCCAUCCCAUGCAUGAGCGUGCCAUUCUGGCAAAACUUCAACGAAGAGCUCGGCUUAAGUUAUGAUACUAUGAAUAACGGCUAUGCUGUGAAUAUGAUAGGCUUGGCUAUCGGCUGUAUCAUCUUUGUCCCCAUCGCGUUACGAAUUGGCCGUCGUCCCGUUUACCUCGCCACCGCCGCUCUCAUGUUUGCAGCUGGUGCCUGGCAAGCCGAGACGUAUACUGCUGGAGACAUGUUCGGAUGUAAUGCCAUUGCUGGUGUUGCUGGAGCAGUAAACGAAGCGCUCUUCCAAGUCACAGUCGCAGACCUGUUCUUCGUCCACCAACGUGGUACAAUGAAUGGUAUCUAUCUUGGCAUGGUCCUUGUUGGGAAUUAUUUAGGGCCAGUUUACGGAGGUCAGGUCGCCGUGAAAAUGGGCUGGCGCUGGGCAUGCUGGUCCUGCACCGUCUUGAUAGGCAUCAUUAGUGUUUUCAUGAUAUUCUUCCUCGAGGAAUCCAAGUAUAUCCCACCGGCCCUGAAUGGCCAAGAGGCCCCAACUACCACGUCUUUACCCGACGGAACCCAUCUUGGUAAAGUCAGCAGCAUCGCCAAACCAUCCUCUCCAAAUGAUUCGCAGAGCAACGAUGAGGCCAUGCCUCAGCAUUACAGCGAUACCAUUGAGAUAGACCACAGUAUUCCCAUGAAGUCGUACUGGCAACGACAUGCAUUCUUGACUUUGGACAAGCACGCCUGUCAUCAAAGGCGUACCAUCUGGAGAGACAUCUAUGAACCAUUUCAGCUUCUCUGUACUUUCCCAGCUGUCAUAUUUGCUGCACUGCAAUACGGUUGGGCUGUUGCUAUGCUCUCCCUCUUGGCCGUCACACAGAGUUCUCUGUACGCCCUCCCCCCGUAUAAUUUCACACCUGCCGGGCUAGGAAAUAUGAAUCUGCCUCCUUUUAUUGGCGCGAUUUUAGGAGCAAUUUUUGGAGGACCGCUCGUGGACUAUUUUAUUAUGCAGAUUGCCAAGCGUCGUGGGGGUAUUUAUGAACCUGAGACUCGACUAUGGCUGUUCUUGAUACCAGGGUUAAGCAUGACUGUUGGAAGCCUUAUGUAUGGCUUGACAAUUGCCAAGGGAAUGCCUUGGAUUAUUAAUGCUAUUGGUGCAGGCUUCAUUGGAUUUGCGAUCGGAGGUUGCGGCGAUAUGGCUCUUACCUACCUCCAAGACUCUUAUCAACUUAUUGUGGGUCCUGCCUUGACUGGCGUUGUUUUCAUCCGCAAUGCUAUUGCAACCGCUCUUGUGUUCGCCGCCACGCCCUGGAUGAAUGGAAUGGGUGUUUAUAAUAUGUUUGUGGUCUUGGGGUGCCUUUCUGCUGUUGUUGCUUUGACAUGUAUACCUAUGACCAUUUGGGGUCGGAAGUGCCGUGUUCAGUUGGCAGGCAAGUAUGAUAACUAUGUCAUGAAGCAGUAUUGACAUGGGAUAUUGGUCAUGUGGGAUAUCUCAGUAUUUA
Fusarium oxysporum Fo47 is the source of this 1746-nucleotide messenger RNA. RefSeq names its product major facilitator superfamily domain-containing protein. Lineage: Eukaryota; Fungi; Ascomycota; Sordariomycetes; Hypocreales; Nectriaceae. Bases 75 to 1709 code for a protein of 544 amino acids. The transcript has 6 exons. Gene Ontology annotation, molecular function: transmembrane transporter activity. The record is from RefSeq and is a predicted model, not a curated record. Gene Ontology annotation, biological process: transmembrane transport.